ACAACAACUCGACUGAGUGAGGAGGACUGGGUGGGCACCUCUGUGUGUUCAUAUUCAUGCUGGAUUAUGGUCAUUGCCUGCAAAGAAAGGAGCUGAAGACACACAAUGUCCCUAAGCGUGGAUACCACAGUCACCACCAGCAUGCUCCCGCUCCCUUCCCACUUUGCCCACGCAGAGCAGUCCUUCUCCUUGAAAAAGCGUCGACACCCUUUUUCCUCCUCGUCCACGUCCAACUCCUCCGUCUCAUCCCCCGAUUACCUGUCCCACUCUCUGCCACCGCUGGCACCGUACAAGGAGUCUUUCUCUGUGAGCCGCAUCUUCUUCCUCCAGAAAACGGCCCCCUGGACACCCCUGUCUCGUUCUCUCAGCCAGUCGCCCCCUCUGGAAUCUGUGUACGACCCCAAAAAGCAAAGGCCCUAUUUUAACCAGUGCUUCACUACGCUGGGCCUGCUGGGAAGGGGUUCUUUUGGAGAAGUCUACAAGGUUCAAAGCAACAAGGAUGGUCGCCUGUAUGCUGUCAAACGCUCGCUCCAUCGCUACAGGGGCAACAGUGACAGGAACCGCAAGGUCAGGGAGGCUAAGAACCACGAGCGAGUCUGCCCACAUCCUCACAUCCUCAACUUGGUCGCGGCCUGGGAAGAGUGCGGUCGGCUGUACAUCCAGACGGAACUGUGUCACACCAGUUUGCUGCUCCAUGCAGAAAGUCAGUCUCCUGGCAACGACGAGCGUGCAGCAUGGUCGUACUUGUGCGACCUUCUCUCGGCGCUGGACCACCUGCACUCUCGCAGUUUCGUCCAUCUGGACCUGAAGCCCGCCAACGUGCUGGUGACGGACUCCGGGCGACUCAAACUGGGCGACUUUGGGCUUCUGCUAGAGCUCAAAGAGAGCAGCUCAGAGAAAGUGAGAGAAGAUGACCCCGGAGGAGAUCCCAGGUACAUGGCUCCUGAGCUCCUCCGGGGGGAGUAUGGCCCUGCUGCAGAUGUUUACAGUUUGGGUGUUUCCAUUCUGGAGCUUGCGUGCAAUAUAGAGGUCCCCAAUGGUGGAGAGGGCUGGCAGCAACUCAGACAAGGGCGCCUCCCUGAGGUCGCGAGUGAGCUUUCAACAGACCUUCAGAAAGUUCUGCAGAUGAUGCUGACUCCAGAACCUUCUGACAGGCCGACAGUACCCGAGCUUCUUGCUUUGCCCUCAGUGAGGAAACGCAUGUGGAAGAGACGCGCUUACCUUUUCUUUGCAGAAACCAUGCUGACUUUGACCUUCUUCUGCCAGAUGGUGAUAGGCUUUGGCCGUCGACUUUUCUCUUCUCUUUACCUGCCGAUCUUCCGCCGUUACAGCAAGCCGGCCCCCUGCACUCCUCCCAAAGAGAGCUGGGACAAGGAGGUGACGCUGACCCUCAGCGCCUUGCGCGCUGACAGCUCAGAGGACGACGGGGUGUUCGCGAUGGACCCCGUAGGACCGGAGGAUUCCCCAAAACCCUCAGAGAAGAUGAAAUCUCCACUGGAUUUGAAAACUACGUCCACCCCUCUCCCACGUUCCCCGGCACACGUAGACCGGAGUCCUCACUCUGUUCAAUUUGACUGGUCCCCGUGUAACGGAGCCCGGGGACCCUCCAGCAGCCCCGCCAGUGACUGCUACACAUCAGACACACACACACCCUGUCACACGGACUCACUGGACUCCAGGCAGGGCAAACGGUCUUCACAGCGGCGCUAUCGUAACCGGAGCCGCUCAGAUGACGUGUUCGGGCCAAAAAACCUGCUGUGUCUGUUUGAGGAAAGCGCCGCGGAGGGGCAGCCGUGACUUGGAGACCGGCAGUAUUUGUGGACUGCACUGGACCUAAUGAUGACAUAUAACAAGUUCACUUCUUGCAUGAAUGCACUAUUUCUGCCAUUUCCUUCCUUAACAUGUUUUCGUCAAACACAUUUAAGGAAAAGGGAUCACACUUAAAAGCAUGGUUCGUGUUCCUACGAGUGCAAUUAAUUGUAGAGUAUUGUUGAGUAGAGAUUUUUUUUUGCUUAAUGUGUGUUACUUGAAUUAUAUUUCGUCCCCAAAAGAUUAUAAACUGUUGAUAUUGUUGAAUGUCAAUUUGCUAGAUGGCUUGUGAUUAUUGAGGAAUUUCCAUCAGUAUUACAGGUAUGAUAUACAUUUUGUCAGCGCUAUGAAAAAGACCAGAAAGAAAGAAUUAAAUGUUUUCCAUGUUUUACUUUUUAGGCUUUACCAGUAGGUUGAUAGCAAAGGGCCAACCUACCAAAACACUUGCUUCUUGUUUUUAUGUAGGCCUGUCUACUUUACUCAACCAAUGUAAACGAAACCGAUGUCUUCGCGUUUUUCAAUCCCUACAAAUUAAUAAUUACCAAAGAGCGCUACUCUUUGCUGAACAAGACUUGCAGCAAAUGAAUAUCAACGGCAACUUCAUUCAUUCAUAAAGAAAAAAAGCCUUGGUCAAUUUUUGGUUUUUUAACAAUUUUUUUCACAUUUUCGCACUUCUAACCAACUGUGACUUGCUUGAAGUUGCAAACUGUAAAGAGCCGUCAAGACGACCACACACUUCAUCCUACGUUGGUCUCAUACAGUUAGAAACUUCUUGAAUGAUGAUUGGAACUUUAUUCAUAAUGUGUUGUGUUUGAAUUGCUUAGGGUAAUACGCUGGUUUGAUGGGUAAAUUAAGAUUCCCCCCACCCCAUUUAUUUUGUUGUCAGGAACAUAUGUAAUAAUUUAUAUUGGCGAUAGAUGAA
Phycodurus eques (leafy seadragon) is the source of this 2731-nucleotide messenger RNA. RefSeq names its product protein kinase, membrane associated tyrosine/threonine 1 (gene pkmyt1). NCBI's taxonomy places the organism in Eukaryota, Metazoa, Chordata, Actinopteri, Syngnathiformes, Syngnathidae. The coding region runs from base 106 to 1797 and encodes 563 amino acids. Gene Ontology annotation, molecular function: ATP binding; protein kinase activity. The transcript is spliced from 8 exons. The record is from RefSeq and is a predicted model, not a curated record. Gene Ontology annotation, biological process: protein phosphorylation.